GCGUCGCGUUUGUCACGCAUUGCGCAGACGCGCCCCGGAUCCGCUGGGCGUUUGUGCUGCUGGCGGGGUAAAAUCAGCAGCUAGACGUUAAACUACACGAACUCCAGAUGUGCAGAGGCUCGAGCAAUAGUCAAAACCUCUGGAUUAUAUAAUCUUUGCUCAUACUCGGAAGUGCACUGCAAAUCAAGGCGCGAGGACUUCUGAACCAGAUCUUUGUCGGCAGCUGACUGAAUUAAUGACAUCCAGCAUCAUCUUCCCCUCUGAUUCAGAAGUAACAUAUUCAUUCUACUCGUCAUUUCCUGUGUUGUGAUUGGCUCGUCUCUUCCCCUUCCUCCGUUCUCAUUGGCUAUCUGGGAUUACAUCGUCUGUUAGUGCCAGUCCCAUUAAAGCAGGUGAAAACAUGGAGCCCAUUUACGCCACAGGGAUGGCCGCGAAGCUGCGGAGUCAGUGGGACCGGGAUGCGGGUUUGGGUCAGAACCACAAUGCCGUGAAGCUCCUGGGCCAGGAUUACGAGUCACUGAGGUCCCAGUGCCAACAGACCAGGACCCUGUUUGAGGACCCUCUGUUCCCAACCAGCGCUUCUUCACUGGGAUUCAAUGAGCUGGGUCCACGGUCCUCCAAGACGCAUGGUGUGCGGUGGAUGAGACCGACGGAGAUUUGUAUGCGUCCCCAGUUCAUCAUGGAUGGAGCGACUCGUACCGACAUCUGUCAGGGAUCUCUGGGUGACUGUUGGUUGCUGGCAGCCAUCGCGUCUCUGACUCUAAACGAUGACCUCCUGCACCGCGUGGUGCCACAUGGCCAGAGCUUUGACGGCGGAUACGCGGGAAUAUUUCACUUUCAGUUCUGGCAGUUCGGCGAGUGGGUGGACGUGGUGAUUGACGACCGGUUGCCCGUGAAGGACGGGAAGCUGUUGUUUGUUCACUCGGCGGAGGGUGGAGAGUUCUGGAGCGCUCUGCUGGAGAAGGCCUACGCCAAGCUGAACGGCUGUUAUGAGGCUCUGUCGGGCGGCAGCACGUCUGAGGGCUUUGAGGAUUUCACAGGAGGAGUCACAGAGAUGUACGAGUUGAAGAAAGCACCCGCUGAUCUCUUCAGCAUCAUUGGCCGUGCCAUCGAGAGAGGAUCGCUGCUGGGCUGCUCUAUAGAUAUCACCAGUAAGUUUGACCAGGAGGCGGUGACCUUCAAGAAGCUGGUCAAAGGUCACGCAUACUCAGUGACCGCAGUGGAAGAGGUGGUGUACAGGGGAAACAUGACUAAGCUGGUGCGCAUCAGGAACCCGUGGGGUGAAGUGGAGUGGACGGGAGCCUGGAGUGACGACUCUCGGGAAUGGGACAAUGUGGACCGCUCUGUCCGGGGCAGAUUACAGAACCGCAGCGAGGACGGAGAGUUCUGGAUGUCGUUCAGUGACUUCCUGCGUGAGUUCAGUCGGCUGGAGAUCUGUAACCUGACGGCAGACGCGCUCCAGGCGGGUCAGGUGAAGAAGUGGAGCACGUCGCUCUAUCAGGGCGAGUGGAGGAGAGGAAGCACGGCCGGCGGAUGCAGGAACUUCCCAGCCACAUUCUGGAUCAACCCUCAGUUCAAGGUGACCCUAAAACACCCGGAUUCUCCCGGCCAAUCGGAUUGCAGCUUCCUGGUGGCGCUGAUGCAGAAGGACCGCAGGAAGAAGCGGAGAGAAGGACAGGACAUGGAGACCAUCGGAUUCGCCAUUUAUGAGGUGCCAAGAGAGUUUGUGGGGAAGUCAGGUGUUCAUCUGAAGCGGGAUUUCUUCCUGACUAACGCGUCCAGCGCUCGCUCGGAGCUCUUCAUUAACCUGCGGGAGGUGAGCUCACGCUUCCAGCUGCCCGCCGGCGAGUACAUCAUCGUACCCUCCACAUUCGAGCCGCAGAAAGAGGCCGACUUCGUGCUCAGAGUUUUCUCAGAGAAACCCGCCAACUCGGAAGAAAUGGAUGAUAAAGUCACGGCUGAUAUUCCAGAGGAGCAACGUCUGGACGAGAGUCAGAUUGACGCCGGGUUUAAGAGUCUCUUCAGACAGCUGGCUGGAACGGACAUGGAGAUCAGCACGACGGAGCUGCAGACCAUCCUGAACCGAAUCAUCUCCAAACAUAAAGAUUUAAAGACGGACGGGUUUGGAAAGGAGUCGUGCCGAAGCAUGAUCAACCUCAUGGACACGGACGGCAGCGGGAAGCUCGGACUCACAGAGUUUCACGUGUUGUGGGAAAAGGUUAAACGCUACCUGCAAAUCUUCAGAGACCAUGACGUGGAUAAAUCAGGCACUAUGAGCUCUUAUGAGAUGAGAAGAGCUCUGGAAGCAGCAGGCUUUAAGCUGAACAAUCAUUUAUUCCAGCUGAUCAUCCUUCGGUACACAGAGGAAGAUCUGUCUGUGGAUUUCGACAACUUUGUCACCUGUUUAGUGCGUCUGGAGACCAUGUUCAAGACCUUCAAGACGCUGGACACAGACGCUGAUGGAUUCAUAUCGCUCACGUUCUUUCAGUGGAUUUCUCUGACCAUGUUUGCCUGAAAUGGACACAGAUUUUUGCCGUUCGUCUGCACUGAGACUGAUCUGUAGUCCUGCCAUCUGAAGAGUGCCUUCAUUUUUAUACUUCUGUAAUGCAUUUCUAUGGGAUAAACAGCCUUAAUGAUGCAACCCCGUUUACAUAGUCCACAUGCGAAACAAUGUGCCAAACGCGUUUCUAAAGCCAAGAGAAAAACAUUUACAGCAUGUUUUUGAUCAUUUCUGGAUCGAGCUGCAUGCAUUUCUCCAGAUGAAACUCUUUCUGUGCCAAAUGAAUCAUUGCCAAUUUCAAUCAUUCUUCAUUUUUAUCGCCAUAUUUUAUGAUCAUGAGCUGCAUAUCUUUCAGUGAAUGUCAUAUCUUAAUGCUGUUCGUAUAAAGACCGCUGUAUUAGACAUGCAUGCGCUGGUGAUGCUGUAGAUCGAACCUAGCUUUACUUACUGAAGGGGAUUUGGUUUAGACUGAAUUUCAUGCAUGCAGCUGUUUUAUGGGACAAACUGUUAGAGAUGUACUAAAAAACCAAAGGAUCUUUUAACAAGCGAAAAGGGACAUACACUUUUUAAAAAUGCCAUAUGCAUUCCUUUAGUUCUGUUUAUAUGAACGAUGCAAAACAUCCAUUUAAUGCAAUCUAGAAAGGAGCAACAGAACUGGGAACAGAUUGAAUCUGAUUUUCAUAUACGCAGAACCAUGAGCUUUAACAAGACGGCACUUUUCUUUUAAUAGAAAGAUGAGUAUGAAAAAGUGGAGGAUUUUCUUUUUUCCCCCCAAUGCCAAGCAAAAUGUUUUUUUUUUUUUCAAUGUUGAUUCAUUUAUGUGGGUUUUCAAUAAACUUUCUUUUAAAGU
Molecule: messenger RNA, 3350 nt
Organism: Sinocyclocheilus rhinocerous
Lineage: Eukaryota; Metazoa; Chordata; Actinopteri; Cypriniformes; Cyprinidae
Gene: capn1
Product: calpain 1
Exons: 22
Coding region: 401-2515 (704 amino acids)
Biological process (GO): proteolysis
Cellular component (GO): cytoplasm
Molecular function (GO): calcium-dependent cysteine-type endopeptidase activity; calcium ion binding
Source: RefSeq, a predicted model, not a curated record